AUGUAUCACCUGAGGGUGCCUGUGCUUCUCCUCAUGCUGCUUGUGUUGCUGCGCUGCGUCACCACUGCCCCAAGUUACAGGUACUUCAGUCCCAACUCAUCCAGCGAGCAGGAAAGUGCUCUCCCAGACAGUGACGGCUGGUUAGCUCCUGGGCUAAUCUCCAACCCAUUCCUCGGCCUCAUGGGUGCACGGCCGCAAAGGGGGCUUACAGCUAUGAACAGUCACCACAUAGCGAAGAGAAAGUGCAACACAGCCACCUGCGUCACCCAAAGGCUAGCAGACUUCCUGGUCCGCUCCAGUAACACUAUCGGUACAGUCUACGCACCGACCAACGUGGGAUCUGGCACCUACGGCAAGAGGGACCUACUGCAGCCUCCCAGCUACCUGCCUCUCUAG
This is a messenger RNA of Morone saxatilis (striped sea-bass), 396 nucleotides long. Its product is annotated as islet amyloid polypeptide. The transcript has 3 exons. Gene Ontology annotation, molecular function: hormone activity. The record is from RefSeq and is a predicted model, not a curated record. Gene Ontology annotation, cellular component: extracellular region. Bases 1 to 396 code for a protein of 131 amino acids. NCBI's taxonomy places the organism in Eukaryota, Metazoa, Chordata, Actinopteri, Moronidae.